This is a messenger RNA of Arachis ipaensis, 963 nucleotides long. The record is from RefSeq and is a predicted model, not a curated record. Lineage: Eukaryota; Viridiplantae; Streptophyta; Magnoliopsida; Fabales; Fabaceae.
AUGCUGUCCUUUGCUCUUGCAAACUCCUGGCCUAUCAAGCAACUGGAUGUCAACAAUGCCUUUUUGUAUGGUGACUUAUUAGAAGAUGUAUAUAUGUCUCAACCAAAGGGCUAUGAACAAGGAGAUGGAACCCUGGUCUGCAAGCUGACCAAAGCACUUUAUAGCCUGAAACAAUCCCCUUGGGCCUGGUAUGUGAAAUUGUUGGGUGCUUUUAAGCGUCUGGGGUUCACCCCCACAAAAUCAAAAACCUCAUUCUUUACACGAAUCAUCUCUCAAUCCAGGCUCUAUGCACUUGUCUAUUUUGAUGACAUCAUCCUCACCGGUGACUCUGGCCCUGCAAUUAAUCAAGUCAUUCAGCAGCUAAAUCUCAACUUUGCUCUCAAGGAUCUUGGGGACUUGCACUACUUCCUUGGCGUGCAGGUUGUCAAGACAGCGGAUGGAGGUCUCUCUCUUCUACAAACCAAAUACAUUCAAGACAUCCUGAAGAAAGCAGGAUUAGAAGGGUGCAAACCCUGCUCCACACCACUACCUUCUACACUAAAACUCACUGCCACUUGGGGUGUUCCCUUUGAUAAUCCUUCCCUAUAUAGAAGUGUAGUUGGUAGUUUACAGUAUCUGACAAUGACCAGGCCUAAAAUUUCUUACCCUGUCAAUCGAGUUUGCCAAUUUAUGCAGUCCCCAUCUGAGGACCAUUGGAAGGUGGUAAAGCGCAUUCUUCGAUACCUGAGUGGCACCUUGCAUCAUGGCUUGCACUUGAAGAAAGGAAGGCACCUUCCCAUCCUAGCUUACUGUGACUCGGAUUGGGGCAGUGACCCUGAUGAUCGCAAGUCCACCAGUGGUACUUGUGUCUUUCUUGGCCGCAAUUCAGUCUCAUGGUCCUCCAAGAAGCAAACUAUUGUGGCGUGCUCUAGCAGUGAGGCAGAAUAUAGGUCCAUGGUAGUAGCUGUGGCUGAUGUGGUUUAG